GUUAACAUGGCUUCGAAAGGACAGGCCGACAGUUUGAGCGAGGAGGUGAUUUGUCCCACCUGCCUGGAUUUCUUCACCGAUCCGGUAUCACUGGAGUGCGGACACAACUUCUGUCGCUCUUGUAUCACACGGUGUUGGGAAAGGGAGGAGAGAAACUCCUGCCCGGAAUGUAGAGAGGUGUUUGCUGACCGCACCCUCAGGGUGAAUCGGGCCUUAGCAAAUCUGGCUGAAAAAGUUCGGAAUCUAAGCCUGAACCCGAAAAGGAAGGAAAUUAAACAUCACUGCGAGGAACAUGAGGAAGAACUGAAGUUGUUUUGUGAAACGGACAAGACACUGAUCUGUCUGGUCUGUAGAGACGCGCAGGAACACAGAGAGCACCGCUUCAUGCCGAUUAAAGAAGCUGUUAAAAACUACAAGGAUCAGAUAAAAUCUUCCUUAGACUCUCUCACAAAAAAGAAAUCAGACUUCCAGGAAAAGGAGCAGCAACAGAAAGAGAAGAUUUCCGGAGUUCUGGAACAGUCACACAGCGUUCAGUCCCACAUCACAUCCCAGUUUGCUGAACUGCGCCAGAUUAUCACUGAGAAAGAGCAGAGCUUACUGAGGGAUCUCAGGGAAGAAGAGAAGAGGAUUCUCAACCCAAUGGAGAAAAAUCUCCUAGCUCUUCAAGAGAAUAUAAGGAUUAUUCAGGGGGAAAUCACUAAAUUAAAGGAACAGAUGGAUCAAAAAGACAGUGUGAUAUUUCUCAAGGAGGAAGCUCGGCGGAACAGGAGGAUUAAUGACAAUAUCCAGGAAUUGUCAGUGACAAAUGAGACCUUACCUGUUGAAAAAUUCGAUCACCUCUAUUUGUUGAACACAGUCCUGAGAGAAACGCUUGAUGCUAUUAAUCGAGUGAUCUUACUCCUGACGCCGGUCCCAGGACCCAACCCAUUUACAGACCUAGAGCGGAACCGGAGCAGAUCCUCAGCCACUGGUUUCCAUCCCCAGUCGCGAAGAAAGGAUAAAGUUUCCCCGUGAAUUUAUUCCCAGUGAAGGUGUGGAGAUGGGACUUGGUCUCCGCGUUGUAAAAUGAAACUGUCCCGGACUCGUAACUGAGAUAAACUCCCACCCUCCCGGGGAUGGGACCGGCAGGGAGACGGGACUCAGGGGAGGUACGAACUUUCAUCAUGUCAUAAUUCCGAAGUAACACAUCAUAAUACCGCCCAAUGACCCAGAAUCCGGUCUCCGGACUCAGUCCGACUCCUCUCUUCCCCUCCAACGACCCUGCGGUGACUCCUAAAUAACAGUCCCGAUUCCCUGUCACCUCCACCUCCCAGUAAUGUCUCCCCCAUGUGAAUCCUUCUGAUCCCAGCACACAAGCCCGAUUUGUGAAUCUCUUCCCGGUGUCAGGGAGAUCUCUCCGGGUCCGGGUACAUCUCACACUCUUCCGAUCCUCAGACACCUCGAGCUCCGGAUGCGCCGUUUCCACAUCCAGGAUGACAGAGA
Hypanus sabinus (Atlantic stingray) is the source of this 1482-nucleotide messenger RNA. Its product is annotated as nuclear factor 7, brain-like. The record is from RefSeq and is a predicted model, not a curated record. Bases 7 to 1014 code for a protein of 335 amino acids. Gene Ontology annotation, molecular function: zinc ion binding. The transcript has 6 exons. NCBI's taxonomy places the organism in Eukaryota, Metazoa, Chordata, Chondrichthyes, Myliobatiformes, Dasyatidae.